Molecule: messenger RNA, 4494 nt
Organism: Solea senegalensis (Senegalese sole)
Lineage: Eukaryota; Metazoa; Chordata; Actinopteri; Pleuronectiformes; Soleidae
Gene: ctnnd1
Product: catenin (cadherin-associated protein), delta 1
Exons: 22
Coding region: 296-3061 (921 amino acids)
Biological process (GO): cell-cell junction assembly; cell-cell adhesion
Cellular component (GO): nucleus; plasma membrane; adherens junction
Molecular function (GO): cadherin binding
Source: RefSeq, a predicted model, not a curated record
UCUCUCCGUCUUCAUUGUGAGCACUGACUCCCAGCGGUGGACACUGUUGUUCCCUCUCACGCUUCUGUGCUUGGACCACGCCGAGUUUUUGUGUCUGUUGUUAUUGUCUCAACUCAACUCGGUUCUCUUCCCGAGCCUGCGGGUCGAGGUUUGGACUGUGUCAGCGGCAGCAGCAGCAGCGGCGGCGGCAGGAGUAGCAGCGGAGGUCAGCUAGGCUAGGCCUUAACCCAGCUCACUUUAACACUUAUGGACUUUGAAAAACAAGCCUAACCGUUGUCUCCAGAACCGCGUGUGAAUGGAGCAGUGUGCGAGUACGGCCUCCCUGCUGGCCUCGGUGCGGGAGCAGGAGAGACAGUUUGAGAUGCUGAGCCGAGCUCUGGAGGAGGAGCGGAGGUCAUGCGCCGGCACCUUGCCCCGCCCCCUCCCCAACAUGCAGAACGGCCGCAUUCCUUGUGAUGCAGACAUAGAGAGGCUGACACUGAACGAGGGUUACAUCAACGGGACACAUCACUUCAGGAUGGAGCCUGGUCAGAUGGUGCAGGAGACAUACACGGUAGAGGAGAACCCACAGGAGUCCACACCUGUUGUCUCUUUGGAGACCAAUGAUGAUGGAACCACGCGGCGCACAGAAACCACGGUAAAGAAAGUAGUAAAGACCACUACUACUCGUACAGUCAUCCCCUCUGUAUCAGACACACUUUCCCUCGAUGGUGGGGGUUCAGUGACCGGUAUGGGGGGCUACACAACGCCCAUGGAACGAGUCUACAGACAGGCACCAGGUGUAGGCAUGCCAAUGGACUACCCCACGCACACUGUGCCUCGAAACUACCACUACGGACCCCAAGGCGGUUAUGACGACUACCGCACUGGACCUCCAUCUGAGACCUACGCAAGUCUAACCAGGGGUGCUCGCAUGGAUGAUCGCUACAGACCAGUCCAUCCAGAUGGUUACAGAACUCUGGAUCCAAGCUACAGAGCCCCCAGCAGGACCCAACUAGACCCCUAUGCUGCUCAGCCACAGGUUGGGCGUAUGGGUAGCGCUAUGGAGCUUUCCUCCAUCCCGAGGUUUGUUCCAGAGCCUUAUGGUCUGGAGGAUGAUCAGCGCAGCAUGGGCUUUGAUGAACCUGACUAUGGGAUGGGGCACCCAAUGCACUUCAGUACUAUGCCCCGCAACCACCAAGCAUUUCCCCAUGGCCCCCCACGCAGGACUGGGAGUUAUGAAGGCACCCUGGACGGCGACAUGAGUGGACCAGGGGACAUGUACUAUUGGGGUGGAGGAGCACCACUGGCUCAGGGGGAAAGGGGGAGCAUGGCCUCGUUGGACAGCACUCUAAGGAAAGGUCCAGGGCCCGGUGGCUGGCGGCAGCCAGAGCUGCCCGAGGUCAUCGCCAUGCUGAACUACAGGCUAGACCCAGUCAAGAGCAAUGCAGCCGCUUACCUGCAGCAUCUCACUUAUAAGAAUGAUAAAGUGAAGUCUGAUGUGCGUCGCAUGAAAGGAAUCCCUGCGCUUGUGUCUAUGCUCGACAACCCCAACAGAGACGUCCACCAUGCAGCCUGUGGAGCACUCAAAAACAUCUCUUAUGGCAAAGAUCACGAUAACAAGAUCGCCAUCAAGAACUGUGACGGCGUACCAGCUCUGAUCAGGCUGCUGAGGAAGACCCGCGACCAGGACCUCACUGACACCAUCACAGGAACGCUGUGGAACCUGUCGUCUCAUGACUCAGUGAAAAUGGAAAUUGUUGACCAUGCACUGCACGCCCUCUCCGAUGAGGUUAUGGUGCCACAUUCAGGCUGGGAGCAAGGGAGCAACGGUGCAGGAGGUGGCGAGGAGAACUGCAAGCCCAGACACCUGGAGUGGGAGACGGCCCUCACCAACACAGCAGGCUGCCUGAGGAAUGUGAGUUCGGAGCGAAGUGAGGCGAGGAGGAAGCUGAGGGAAUGCACAGGACUGGUCGAUUCGCUCAUGUACAUUGUCCAGUCCCAGAUUGACUGUAAAGAUGUCGACAAUAAGUUGAUAGAGAACAGUGUGUGUCUGCUGAGGAACUUGUCCUAUCACGUGCACCGUGAAAUUCCCGGCUGUGAGCGCUACCAGGAGGCUGCACCCAUCAACCAGGGCCCCGCCCCCUCCAGCCAGAAGGGUGGCUGCUUCAGCUCCCGCAAGGGCAAAGAUGAGUGGUUUUCCAAAGGUAAAAAAGAUGAGGAUGCAGCUGCAGAUGUAAUAGACAUUCCAAAGAGGACCACACCUGCUAAAGGUUAUGAGCUGCUAUUCCAGCCAGAGGUAGUUCGCAUCUACACCUCUCUACUGAAGGAGUCCAAGAACCCCACAGUUCUGGAAGCCUCAGCUGGAGCUGUUCAGAACCUGUGUGCCGGCCGCUGGACAUAUGGGCGAUACAUCCGUGCCUUGCUGCGCCAGGAGAAGGGUCUACCCAUGAUGACUGAGCUGCUGGCCCAUGGAAACGACCGUGUGGUCCGCGCCAUGUCUGGAGCCCUGCGUAAUCUGGCCAUUGAUGCACGCAAUAGAGAUCUACUAGGUAAACAUGCAGUGCCUCACCUGGUGGCCAACCUGCCCGGUGGUGGUCAGAGUCAGCCAGUGCGAGCGUUGUCAGAAGAGACAGUGGUGUCGGUAUUGAGCACACUUCAUGAGGUACUGGGCUCCAGUCUGGAAGCAGCCAAGACCCUCAGAGCUUCGCAGGGCAUCGAGAGACUGGUGCUCAUCAACAAAGACGGUAAUCGUUCUGAGCGGGAGGUGCGCGGUGCCGGUCUGGUGCUGCAGACAGUGUGGGGCUAUAAGGAGCUGCGACGCACAUUGGAGAAAGACGGCUGGAAAAAGACAGACUUCAUGGUCAACCUAAACCCUCCCAGCAGCAACACCAGGACCAACGGGGGUUAUGAGGACAGCACUCUGCCACUCAUAGACAAAGGCGGCAAAGGAGACAGGGAAAUGAUUCCAAUGAAUGACAUGGGACCAGAUGCCUACUCCACACUGGACCAGAGAGGGAGAAGGAACACGCUGGAUAACACACUCGAACCUGCUGACAAAGAUGCAGUACAGAAAAACUGAUUGUGUGCAUCACAAGACGACAGCCUCCUCCCACCUACUGCCCUUGCUGAACUGACACCGGGGGAUCACAGCACCGCCCAUGGGAUGAACCUCCAUCCUUUUACGCUCAACUCGUCUGUCCCUCCUUAUUCUUUUUGCAGCUCCCCUCUUCUCUCUAUCUGUCUCUCUUUCUCACAUUCCUCCACUGCAGCUCACACUCCCUGUGGACAACCGGAUGUGACACUUUGACCACUUUAAGCUCUGCGAUUCCCUAAGCCCCAAACAGAAGAAAGAAAGUAAAAAAAAAACUAACCUUUCAAACAACACUACAUCUCCACACUACAACACUAUGACUCACCUGGACGAAACUAAUGCUCUCUCUUGAAGAAAAAAGCAGAGGCUUCAUCCAAGGACUUACGUAAAUUCAUGGAUGUCAGAGUGUAGACUUAUGAGACUGAUGAAAUCAGAACAGGACACUUUAGGAAGUUUUACAUAAAUGGCUAUUAUACUCUGUUUUGAAGAAACUGGGAGGACCACUCAUUCACACUCUCUUUUCUUUCUCUGAUGGUUAAAAUAUUACAAAAACUAUGUUUAUCAAUGAAUCCAGUAUGUGUUAAUCUUCUGCUUCUGUGUUGGUUGUGGUUGCUCCUCUUGUUUUUGCUUCGCUGAGUACCACAGUGAUGUACAUGUGCCAAAUGACACUGCUUAUGCUGCGACUGCCAAGACUGAAUGCAAGAACUUCACACACACUCUCUUUUUCUAACAGCAGCUACACUGAAAACUGUCAUGGGCUUUGUUUUGUAUGCAGAUAACCAACGUUUAUGGGGCUGCUGCGUGUUUCUGUAUCUGAUUGUGAUCUGUAGAUAUUGACGGGGACAUGAUUAGAGCAGAGGAAAUCAACCAUUUCUAUCUCUCUCUUAUAUGUACGCCUCUUUGUAAUAUUUUGGGCGAUAACUUGGGAUUCAGUUGGGUCUGUGUUGUUUAACCCACAGGUCCAUUAUCUUAUGAAUGUGUACACACAAGAUGGUCUAACUGGAGUGCCUCGCUCAUUCAGGAUAGUUCUGAUGAGCGUGUCCAACAUGACAUUGUUAACCAAUUAAAAAGUAUUUUCCUUUCUCAGCAGGUUACUAGUUAUACUGUAGAUAGAGCUCAGCGGUUUUCAAAUCUGCAAGAUAAUGGAAGAUUGUGAACUUAUUUGUCUGUAAGAGUUCUUGUUAUUGGGAAUUUUUUUUUCUACGAGGUAUAAAACUCUUGAGUCCUGUUGUAAUGUGUUCUGCUUUAACACCCCCACAGCUGACCUGACUUUAAGACUACAGAACAGUACAUGGGAGAAUACGCCGCAUUGUCUGCUUUUGUUACAGUGCUUGUUUUGUCGCAGAAUGCAUAUUCCCAAUGCAGAGUGAGAUGUAGAUACUUGCUAAGUGGAAGAUUAAAAGAAGCACUCGGGAGGGAAA